AGAAGAAAAAGGCGUGAUCAAAGUCAAGCUUCUGCCCAAAGAAAAAAGUUCUUUAAAAGUUCGUUUAUUAAUUUUUUUGUUUGAAUUCGCGCUUUAUUUGAAUUUCAAUUUAUUUGAAAUGGACGCCCAAGCAAAAGUCAAGCUGGUCGGCGUCAGAAUGUCGACCUUUACGCGCACCAUCCGCAUGGCGCUGGAAUACCUACAAGUGCCCUACGAGCAGAUGAACGCGCCGCCACAUAGCCCCACGGCGCUUAAAUACAAUCCCUUUGGCAAAGUACCAACCCUGGUCCACAACGAACUAGUGAUCAACGAGACGCCUGCUAUUCGCAUGUACAUUGACCACACGUUUGCCCAAAACACAAGCAACAGCCAGCAUCCGCUCACACCGAUUGAUGAUUUCAAGUCAGCCAUGAAUGUGGCCAUGUGGGUAUCAAUUGCCAGCGACUACGCCUUUAAAGAUCUUAUCCUGUCACUGUGCAAAAAGCGCGCUGCCCUGGAGGGUGAAAAUACGGACGAAGAAAAAAUCAAAUUGGAGCUCGAAAAACCAGCCGAAACUGCGCGGCUGACUUUGCGCCGACUACAAUCCGUGUUCAGUCGCACAAACGGCGGCUGGGAGGGCAAGGGGUUCAUUGUGGGAGAUAGUAUCUCAUGGGCUGAUUUGUUCCUGUAUCCUAUUUUCGCCGAUCUCUGCUCAGUACCAGAGCAGAACCUGGUGGAGGAAGAGGCCCCUGGGUUGUUCGCUUGGUACCAGAGCAUAGAGAAAUUGAAUAUUGCUAUUAAUACUUUUGACGGCACUGUUGCUUCGCUGAGGCCCAGAGUUGGCAAGUGAUGUGAGGAGUAGUUGGGAGGGAGUAUUUUUGAUGUAUUUAAAAGCAUAAAGCUAGACAAAAUUAACUGUCAAAGUGCAUUCUAAUUAUAGUGCUAAUUAAAAAUGACAGAAAACUUUACAUUUUAAUUCAUUAAUUAACUUUUGAUGUCAAAGAAAGGUAUAUACAAAAUAAAAGUGUUGGGAUUAUAGUGGCCAUAGCUUGCAUUCAUGGGUCAGAUGAAUAUAUUCAACCUCCAACAAAAAAUUAUAUAAAAACCGCACUUUUUUCCCCCUCCAAAAC
This is a messenger RNA of Kickxella alabastrina, 1109 nucleotides long. RefSeq lists its product as uncharacterized. The transcript has a single exon. Bases 119 to 829 code for a protein of 236 amino acids. The record is from RefSeq and is a predicted model, not a curated record. Lineage: Eukaryota; Fungi; Kickxellomycota; Kickxellomycetes; Kickxellales; Kickxellaceae. Gene Ontology annotation, cellular component: cytoplasm.